Trichoderma virens Gv29-8 is the source of this 846-nucleotide messenger RNA. RefSeq lists its product as uncharacterized. Lineage: Eukaryota; Fungi; Ascomycota; Sordariomycetes; Hypocreales; Hypocreaceae. The transcript has 3 exons. The coding region runs from base 1 to 846 and encodes 281 amino acids. The record is from RefSeq and is a predicted model, not a curated record.
AUGGCAUCCACAUUCAACAUCUUCCCAUUAUACCCAUCGGCUGAGCCGCAGGCCUUUAUGAUCCAAAUUAUGACCCAAACAGAUAUGAGAGUAUAUUGGGUCAGGGAAGCAUCACAAACGGCCUCCUGGCUGAAAGAUACAAAGAUAUACGUGAGGAAUGUGAAUGGAACGUCAUUAAGGACAUGUAUCGGCCCUCCCCCAAUGAACAGUCCAACCGGCUUCAACAGAAGGCCGGCCCAGAAGUUGCCAUUGGAGUUUUCGUGCAGCUUCGAUCGGGCAGUACCAACAUUGGUCACUGCAACUCAAUGGGUCCAUUGGCUACGCAGCCAAAAUCCAAUUUUAAUAAGAACACUGGAGUUGGCUGUGAGAUACAUUUGCGAGCGAAAGGAGAGAUUUGUCAUCUACUGCGACACGCUGUGGAUACAGCAGAAGCUGUUUGCUACCCUUGCCCCGGAUACAAUCAUGAUGGGUCAUGCGACAUCUAUCAUUGCCAAGAGUGUAUUGACGAAGAUAAAGCUUGACGGAGAAGGCGUUCAAGACGGCUUUGGAGGGAUACUGGAGAAAAACACAACUGUUAAAAACUGGGUGCCUUUUCUCGAGCUGUUUGGCCAACAUCUACAGGAUCAGUUCUCGAGCUAUUUGACCAACAUCUACAGGGUCAGGAGGAUAGUGACCUUCUUGGUGAAGAAAGAGGUGGUGGCCAAUAUAGUCAAAGAAAUGAUGGAAGAGGAAACUUUGGCAGAUACAACUUCUGUAGCGAAUGCGAUCGAUAUCGCUGAUGAGUUGGACGAACUCGCUAUUAAUGUGGAGGAAGUGACCAUGGAUCACCAGGGGGUAUAUUGCUAG